CUCUGAAUCCCAACAUCAAGCCAAAGAAAAUCCAUCAAAAACCAUAAGUCGAAGAGCAAAAAUCUUUUACUCCAAAAAAAAUUAAAAGAAAAAAUGGGUGCUAACUACUCAACUACUUUGCAUGAAGCUCAUAAUAUGCCAACCACACCACAAUUCAAGAAGUCUCAAGUCAUUGCUUUCCACUCUUCAACAAAAUGGAAGCUCCAUUUUGAUUCUUUGAAAGAUGCAAACAAAUUGGUUGUUAUUGACUUCACAGCUACAUGGUGUGGUCCUUGCAAAUAUAUGGAACCAGUUCUUAAUGACUUUGCUGCUAAAUAUACAGAUGUUGAGUUUGUCAAGAUUGAUGUUGAUGAAUUGGAUGAUGUAGCUCAGGAAUAUGGGGUUCAAUCGAUGCCAACGUUCGUGUUGAUGAGGAAAGGGAAGGUUGUUGACAAGAUUGUGGGAGCAGAUAAAGAUGGACUAAAGAUGAAAAUUGAGAAACACAAAGCUAUGUUCAUAUAAGCAAAUUAAACCAAAGUGUGCAACAAAUGUUUGAGCAGAGUUGUAGAAUAAAAAUUCAUAUCUUUUAUCACAUUUUGAUUGAAAUAACUUAGCUUAUGUAACUCAUCUAUAGUUCUUGCUCACUUAUUAUUGUAAACUUCAUUAAGGAGGCUGAU
This is a messenger RNA of Solanum tuberosum (potato), 656 nucleotides long. RefSeq names its product thioredoxin H2-like. Bases 94 to 501 code for a protein of 135 amino acids. The transcript has 3 exons. Lineage: Eukaryota; Viridiplantae; Streptophyta; Magnoliopsida; Solanales; Solanaceae. The record is from RefSeq and is a predicted model, not a curated record. Gene Ontology annotation, molecular function: protein-disulfide reductase activity.